Jaculus jaculus (lesser Egyptian jerboa) is the source of this 1042-nucleotide messenger RNA. It is a transcript of the gene Omp, whose product is annotated as olfactory marker protein. NCBI's taxonomy places the organism in Eukaryota, Metazoa, Chordata, Mammalia, Rodentia, Dipodidae. The record is from RefSeq and is a predicted model, not a curated record. The transcript has a single exon. Bases 1 to 498 code for a protein of 165 amino acids. Gene Ontology annotation, cellular component: axon; nucleus; neuronal cell body. Gene Ontology annotation, biological process: signal transduction; sensory perception of smell.
AUGGCGGAGGAUGGGCCGCAGCAGCCUCGGCAGCUGGAGAUGCCGCUGGUCCUGGACCAGGACCUGACCAAGCAGAUGCGGCUGCGCGUGGAGAGCCUGAAGCAGCGCGGCGAGAAGCGGCAGGAUGGCGAGAAGCUGCUGCGGCCUGCCGAGUCCGUGUACCGCCUGGACUUCACCCAGCAGCAGAAGCUGCAGUUUGAGCGCUGGAACGUGACGCUGGACAAGCCCGGCAAAGUCACCAUCACGGGCACCUCGCAGAACUGGACGCCUGACCUCACCAACCUCAUGACGCGCCAGCUGCUGGACCCCUCUGCCAUCUUCUGGCGCAAGGAGGACUCUGAGGUCAUGGACUGGAACGAGGCCGAUGCCCUGGAGUUCGGCGAGCGCCUGUCCGAUCUGGCCAAGGUCCGCAAGGCCAUGUACUUCCUCAUCGCCUUUGGUGAGGACGUGGAGCCCGCCAACCUGAAGGCCUCCGUGGUGUUUAACCAGCUCUCAUAAUGGUCCUUGCUGUCCCUCCUCUGUCCCACCUCUCCCCUACCUGGCCAUCCUUCCUCUCGUGUAUUUUGGGGACAUUCUUAUAGCUGUUCUGCCUGUACUUGAUUUGGCCAGAGGUUCCUCCCCGCCCCCUCCAGUCCUGUAUUCUCUCCUGUUCCCCGGUGCUGGCCCUGGCGCUUGCAGGAAGAUUCCAUGGCUCUGUAGUCUUAGAGCUGACCGGCCGCUGCCACUGCUGUAGACGAUAGCCACUGUUGGGGAUAUGGGGACAGAUGGACAGACUGGCCUUGGACACCUGCUGUCUCUGCUUCAUCGUGGUGGAGAGAGGGACUGAGAUCAAGAGACAGAUGGAGAGAGAGAGAAACAAGGAGAUUCCUGACUUCCUAUGGGCACAGGGGACCUGAGACAUCAGACGUCUGGAGCUGCCUUCCGGGGACCCCAGCAAGCAGGAACACUGGUGCUGUGUCAGGAGAUGCACCCGCAGGAGCUCUCCGGCCGCAGGAAUGCUCCGCUCUCAUCACCGGCCUCAGUCUGCCGUGUCCCAGGCAGU